This is a messenger RNA of Trematosphaeria pertusa, 1338 nucleotides long. RefSeq lists its product as uncharacterized. The transcript has 2 exons. Lineage: Eukaryota; Fungi; Ascomycota; Dothideomycetes; Pleosporales; Trematosphaeriaceae. The record is from RefSeq and is a predicted model, not a curated record. Bases 1 to 1338 code for a protein of 445 amino acids.
AUGCAAGACAUUCAAGCGCUCGUCGACCAAGCGAAGGCGCACUACGACCGGGCCCAGGACGGCAAGAAGAUCUGGAAAUGGCUGGACAAGGUCUCCGCUCGCAUCAUCUUCUACGGCCGCGUCCUGGAUGCUCUUGCACAGCACCAUCCCGAGUAUGUGGCGCUUGCCUGGGGCACCUUGAAGUUCGUCUUGAUGGGCAUACUCAACCACGGCCGCCUUGUCCAGGAGUUCAGCCAGGCGCUCAUCCAGAUCGGCGAUGCGCUCCGCCUUACAAAAGAAACCGCGGAGCUUUACCAGACGGAUGAUGUGCGGGACGCGAUAUCGCGACUGUACGCUCCUAUCCUCGUCUUCUUCCAGCAAGCGCUGCGCUGGUAUAAUCGGAGCCGAGUUGGGCGCGCUCUUUCCGCUGUAUUCAGCCCGUAUGAGUUGAAAUACAAGGAUACGGUGGAGCAAAUCCAGAGGUGUGCUAAGGCGGUGAAUGACAUGGCGGCCGCCAAAAGUCGGGCCGAGAUUCGAGAUAUACAUAUCUCUCUUGAAAUGAUGAGGCGCGAAACGGCCCAGCUGAAGGAGACGGUUGAUGGCACGCUCAAGGUCGCUACGUGCAACAAAACCAUCAGUGAGCGCAUCCACAUCGAUGUCCAAGAUAUGUUGCCCCGGACGCGCGACAUCCAGCUUUCGCAUAUUCUCGACGCACUGAAACCGCAAAUCUGCCCGCACGACACUUUCCACACGCUCCAGUCGAUUGUGAAGCGCUCCCGAUCAACUAAACUUCCGGAAGCGGAACCAAAGAAUGUGCUGCAAACCCUCAACAGGUGGCUCACCAAGGAAGGCUCUUCACUAUUCCUGCUUCGCAUUGGGCCCCGGGCGGAAGCCAAAGCACGAGAGCUCACGACCGACAUCAUCAGCUUGCUGCAAGCUAAGAAGUUGAAGGUGAUCUGGAGACUAUCUCCCCCACACGGCGGCUCAGUGCCCAGCUUGACCGAGGUGCUCAAGGUUCUGAUACACCAAGCCCUGCUCGUCGAGCCCUUUCUCCUGGAGCGUGGCGACCUCAAUGUCGCGAAAUUCCGAUCUACCCACACUGACGCCGAGUGGGCAUCGCUUUGCCGCACCAUCUUCGCUCGCCUACCGAAGUGCUACGUCAUCAUCGAAACGCACGAUUUGUUCCAAGCGAAUGCUGAUAACGACCAAUUCCUACCGAACUUCUUGAAGUUGUUCCAGGAGCUUGCAUGCCAGGCGGCAAGUAAUGGGCACUCGCUGAAGUUCCUUGUACUCUGUUACGGAAGUGGGGGUUCGGACGUUGCUGGUACGUAUAUUUCGUGUAUUCUUCCUAUGCGUUGA